Messenger RNA from Apis mellifera (honey bee), 1705 nucleotides. RefSeq lists its product as uncharacterized. Bases 283 to 954 code for a protein of 223 amino acids. Lineage: Eukaryota; Metazoa; Arthropoda; Insecta; Hymenoptera; Apidae. The transcript has 4 exons. The record is from RefSeq and is a predicted model, not a curated record.
CGAUGCAAACGUUCCAGUGAAUGAUCCUCCGUGUUCAACGACGCGAGUGCACCGUCUCUGCGUCCACGAAAGAGUCGACGAUUUUUCGGAAGCAUCAAUCAUCUCGAACAAUUGUGAAGUGGAUCGAUCGAGGGGGUGGAAAAAGGGAAAGAAAAGGGAGAAAGGGCGAGUCGAGUUUCGUUCCUUUCGCCAUACCAUUUUCGCUGGUAGUUGAUGCUUCGAAUAUUGGAAAUACUUUUAUUCUGAUCCACGGGAAAUAAAAUAAUCGGGGGGGAAAGGAGGAUGAAUAGAACGGUGCAUUACGCGUUGGUGGCGUUCUGGGAGAAGUCGGGGUGCAAGAUCGUGGCCGAUUACCCGGCGAAGCAGGAUCCAGCUUACAGGGAGAUCGCUUUGAGCACGGUCGAUGGACUAAAGUCGGUGGAGAACGACAAGAUCAGCUUCGAUCGGGGCAAGUACACAGUGCACGUGCUUAUCGGUGAACUUCACUACGCCUGCCUGACCCUGAAACCGGAUUGCCCUUCGUCGGCAGCCAAGCUGGAGUCCUGUUCCCAGGUAUUUCUGGAGAGGUUGAGAAGCAUUUACAAGGAACUUCCUAUCCUGGCCGAUCUGACCAGAGAUCUGACCAGUUUAACUGUCAUCGAUCUCUCGAAACCUUUGAAAAAGAUAGAUGAAUACAAUCAACAUAACACCGACGUGAUCCCAAGAUUGGAAGGAGAAUUGGCGGAAAUUCGCGAAAUAUUGAUGGACGGGGUUCAGAAAUUGAUCGACAGAGGCGAGAGGCUCGACGAACUCGUUCGAAAGACUCAGAGCUUGCAAAUUAUGUCAAAGGAUUUUCACGUAUUGGCAAGAACGAACAAGAAGAGGAAGAACGCCAUUAUGGCGGUGAUGACGGUGACGUUUAUGUUUUUCUCUACGACCCUCUUCGUGUUUCUACUCUACGUAGGGAUUCUCUGAGAAAUUGUUAUAAACAUAACGCAUAAGAUUUUCUAAGAAAUACGAGAAAAUAAAUAAUUUAUUAGCCAGAAGAAUAUAUCGUUUUCUGACUUUCUGCGUACACAUAAUUCUUCUUGAACGAACAACCGAAGAUUGUUAUUAAUUAAAAAAAAAAAAAAAUAAGCAAAUUGAAAGCAAUCGCAGCAAAGUUCACAAUCACAUAUCAUACAAGUACAAAUAAUUUCCCAUUUCCGUCCGAAUCUUAUUGAAACGAAAGUCGUCGAAAAUGGCAUCGGUGAACGAAUUAAUGAUAGAUUUCGUUCAAUUCGAAGACGACAUCAGACGAAAAGAAUGCGUAGCAGAAGCGACCAGAUAUUUGUAUUUCAUCGCUGCACGAAGGAUACAGGUUAAUGAAGCUUGUUCGAGAUAACUUGGAUAGAGGAAUUCCUAGAAAAAGUUUUUCCAGGGAUCCUUUGAAAUCCCUGAGAACGACUUGCGAAUAAGAUAACCCCAGCCUACGAUAACGACAAUUUCUGCCCGAGUUUAUCGUUUUUUCUUAUCUGAACGGCGAGCCUCGCUAAUAAUAAAGCUUCCAGUGUUGUAACCGUAACCGGUCCGUGAGAUAUCGAUUAUUUAAGGUCAAGAUCACGACACAUCGAUCCAUGACUCCUCCGUUGUUGUUUUUCUCUUCUUGAUCCAUAAGAUUCUCACCUGGAAAAUACAUUUUGUGAUUCUAAUAUAUAUAUAUUUUAAUAAACAGAGAAAAUUUGAA